Molecule: messenger RNA, 681 nt
Organism: Candoia aspera
Lineage: Eukaryota; Metazoa; Chordata; Lepidosauria; Squamata; Candoiidae
Gene: NKX2-8
Product: NK2 homeobox 8
Exons: 2
Coding region: 1-681 (226 amino acids)
Biological process (GO): cell differentiation; regulation of transcription by RNA polymerase II
Cellular component (GO): nucleus
Molecular function (GO): DNA-binding transcription factor activity, RNA polymerase II-specific; RNA polymerase II cis-regulatory region sequence-specific DNA binding
Source: RefSeq, a predicted model, not a curated record
AUGGCCAGCUUAGCCAGGGGCAGCUUCACCGUGCGGAGCCUCUUGGAUUUACCUGAACCCGAAGGCGAAGGCGGCGGCGGCGGCGAGGGGCGGGAGCCGGCAGAAGGCUACGCCGCCUCUCAGUUCCGAGCGUGGGUGGAAACCGAGAGAAGCCACUAUCUGUCUUCAGAAGACAGCGGCGCCGAGAGCCGAGCGCGCCCGGCCGCCGCCUCGACCCGGGAGGCAGCGGCGGAGGAAGACGAGGAGAAGCUGAAGAAGAAGCGGCGGGUGCUCUUCUCCAAGGCCCAGACGCUGGCUCUCGAGCGGCGCUUCAGGCAGCAGCGCUACCUGUCGGCGCCGGAGCGGGAGCAGCUGGCGCACUUGCUGCGGCUGACGCCCACCCAGGUCAAGAUCUGGUUCCAGAACCACCGCUACAAGAUGAAGCGCGCCAAGGGCGGGGAGCGGGGCGGCGCGGGGGGUGGCCCGCCGCUCAUGCGACGGGUGGUGGUGCCGGUGCUGGUGCGGGACGGCAAGGCCUGUCAAAGCUGUAGCACGGCGACCGCCUCUCGAAGCCCCGGCGGGGCGCAGGCGGCGUUCAACCUCCCCGGCUACUCGGCAUUCCCCCAGGCCACUUCCCUGGGCCUUUUCCCCGCCUACCAGCACUUAGCACCGCCUUCCUUAGUAUCCUGGAACUGGGGCUGA